Solanum lycopersicum (tomato) is the source of this 1617-nucleotide messenger RNA. RefSeq names its product heat stress transcription factor C-1. Gene Ontology annotation, cellular component: nucleus. Gene Ontology annotation, molecular function: DNA-binding transcription factor activity; RNA polymerase II cis-regulatory region sequence-specific DNA binding. Gene Ontology annotation, biological process: cellular response to heat; regulation of transcription by RNA polymerase II. Lineage: Eukaryota; Viridiplantae; Streptophyta; Magnoliopsida; Solanales; Solanaceae. The record is from RefSeq and is a predicted model, not a curated record.
UAACCAUAUCCUUUACAUUGACAUUCUUCUCUACAACCACCACGACUGCCACUGCCCCUAACCUUCCGCCACCGUGAACCUCCGCCCAGCUCAGUGGAGCUCCACCGCGUUGACAUCGGAACGAUAUAUAUAUAUAUGGGAUGGAGGCUAACAAUAUUAUUGCUCCGUUCGUGAUGAAAACUUAUCAAAUGGUGAAUGAUCCGAAGAUUGAUGGACUUAUAGCCUGGGGAACAGCUAAUAACAGUUUCAUAGUUGUUGAACCUUUGGAUUUUUCUCAACGAAUUUUGCCUGUUUACUUUAAGCACAACAAUUUCUCCAGCUUUGUUCGUCAGCUCAAUACUUAUGGAUUCAGAAAAGUGGAUCCAGAUAAGUGGGAAUUUGCAAAUGAAUGGUUUCUGAGAGGGCAAACGCAUUUGUUGAAGAACAUAGUGAGGAAAAAGCACAGUAGAAAUUCGUGUUCUCAGAAGCAGGAUGAGAGUGAAGAUGAAGAAAUUUUGACUGAAAUUUCUAGAUUAAAGCAGGAACAAAAAGCAUUAGAGCAUGAAGUUGAGAAUAUGACUAGAAGAUUAGAAGCUACAGAGAAAAGGCCACAGCAAAUGAUGGCUUUUUUGUGUAAAGUUGUUGAUGAUCCUGAGAUUCUGCCCAGAAUUUUAAUGGAGAAAGAGAGAUCUAAAAGGCUAAGUUUAACAAAUCGUGAGAAGAAACGGAGACUUGUGAUUUCGAAUUCAACGAGUUGUUCCUCAGUGAAGAGUGAAGAUGCACUAGGGGCAACAUCGUCAUUUCACUCACCCGACGCAAAUUUCGAUAAGGAUGCGAUCUGUCAGUCCUCACCGUCGUCGGGAACUCCGCCGCCGCCGACGGCCUGGCUAGGUAGUCGGCCGAUGAUAACUUAUGAGCCAGGUACGAUACAGUCGAUUCGAUCUCCUGACGCGAAUUUCGAUAAGGAUACGUUCUAUCAAUCCUCGCCGUCGUCGGAAACUCCGUCCACGGCGUGGAUGAACCAACAAAAAGUCAUCAUCGGUGGCCGGCCGAUGAUGAUGAUUAAUGAAGCCUACGGAAGUUGUCCUACUAUGUCUAGUACAUUGUCAACUGGCUCAUCGGAGAGCGGCGGUUUCACCGCUCCACCGAUGGAUAACUUUUACGGCUACGACUACGGCGGCGGCGGACGUGGUGGUGGAGGAGGUACUCCAGCGACGGAGGAAGCUAGUACACCGCCUUAUCCAUUUUCAUUAUUCGGUGGUGGAUUUUAGUUUAGUAUAAAAAAAAUGAUUUAUAAUUAUGUGAGCUAUAUUCGAUUAUAGCUUUUGUAAUUAUUUUAAUUCAUUUUUUUUUAUAAUUUUUCCUUUUAAUUAUGCAAAUAUUCUACAAAUAUGUAAUCUAAAAAAAAGUGAAACCUCCCAAGUUAACAAUUAACUAUAGGACUAAUAAAAAUUAGCUAGGGAAUACUGUUUCAUUUUUUUUUUGUAGCUUUGCUUAAUAAUUUUGCUAACUUUGGCAUAAUUAUGUGUGAAGUUUUUCUUUUUUUAAUUAUCCUUGUUGUUAUUGUUUUUUUUUUCUUUCGAAACAUUAUGUACGGUUUAUUUCUUGAUUAACAUGUCUUUUUUUUUCGAGUUUUAA